CCCGCCCCCAGGCCCGCCCGAUCCGAGGCGCGGGGGUCUCGGGACUCCAGGCCCGGAGGUCAGAGCUGACUAAGACGUAUUCAGAAGCCAAGUCAUGGAUCCACCCGCACGUAAAGAAAAAUCCAAAGUUAAAGAACCUGUCAGCAGAGUUGAGAAGGCCAAGCAGAAAUCAGCCCAGCAGGAGCUGAAGCAAAGACAACGAGCAGAGAUCUAUGCCCUCAACAGAGUCAUGACGGAACUGGAGCAGCAGCAGUUCGAUGAGUUCUGUAAACAGAUGCAGCCUCCCAGAGAGUGAGCCACCCCUGUGGCCAAACGAGACGGGACCCUGGAGGCCUUGUGAGCUUGUUACCAGUUUUAAGCUGAGGUGGCCCAUUUGGAGCCUUACAGAACUAGACAGGAAGACAUUUGUGUUAUUCCUAAAACUGGAUAAAUCUGAACUCCCUACAUGUAACUUCUGCUUCACUGGUGUCUCCAAUCUGAAUUGGCCCAGUGCUUGCUGAAGACACUUGUUUUAUUCUUCUAAGACAAUAGACCCUUUUUUUUUUUUUCACCUUUUUCUAUUAUUUGAGAAAAAUCAGUCUUUCUUGUGAAACUGUAAAUCUUCUCCAAAAACACAAAUAAAAUACUAAUAAAAUGUU
Ceratotherium simum simum (southern white rhinoceros) is the source of this 638-nucleotide messenger RNA. RefSeq names its product small vasohibin binding protein (gene SVBP). Gene Ontology annotation, biological process: protein secretion; negative regulation of protein ubiquitination. Gene Ontology annotation, cellular component: apical part of cell. The record is from RefSeq and is a predicted model, not a curated record. NCBI's taxonomy places the organism in Eukaryota, Metazoa, Chordata, Mammalia, Perissodactyla, Rhinocerotidae.